AUGUUGAAGGCGUCAUCGUGGUCUGUCGGCUACGUAAAUGCCGAUGGUCCGUUCAGUAGCAAAAGUCUGAGCGUAAAAGCUCAGAAAAAAAUACUCAGUAAAAUCGCCAAUCGUACAGUCGCACAUCAUUUCAUCAGCGACCAGUCAGCUCGCCUUUUGGACAACUUGUACAAACUUUUAAAAGAAUUCUAUACGAAAAAGGAAGCGGAAAAGGUUGUGAAGAAUAUUAUAAAGAUGGCGAUCAAAAUCGCGGUGCUCGGCCACAACGAUCAGUUUUCACCCGCAGACCUAUCGAUUUUCUCGAAGUUUCAGGAAAAGCUGCAUUCUAUCAUGUUGUCCGUGGUCAGUUUUCAUCAGGUCGAUUUUUCAUACGACAAGCUCUACCUGCGCAAAUUAAUCGGCGAAACGGAAAACCUUCUGACGAAUCUGAUAGCCAGCCAUCUGACCGAAAAAUCGGUGCAACGAGUUCACAUGGUGUUUCAGUACCUUGGUGCCACGGAGUUCCUCGACUUUCUGUUCACUCAUGGCGGUGGUGGCAAGCAAAUCAGCAACAGCAUGAAGAAGCUAAUUUUCGAUGACAUCGGCGAGUUGCUGACCAGAGGCGAACUAUGA
Messenger RNA from Soboliphyme baturini, 612 nucleotides. Lineage: Eukaryota; Metazoa; Nematoda; Enoplea; Dioctophymatida; Soboliphymatidae. The record is from the annotation of a GenBank genome assembly.